AUGGCCAGAUUUAUCAUUUUUCAAAUGAUAUUUCUGUUUAAUGGGAUCUCAUCUCAGUCUGUACUUUAUAAAUUGGUAAAAGAAAGUGAUGAGUUUUAUGCUUUAGAAAACUCUUCAGUUGGUUCUAAAAUCCAAUGUGCAGCUAAAUGUAGCGACAAAGACGAAUGCAGCGGUUUCGCUUAUCAUCCGAAUGAUGCUGAUUGCAUCCUGUUGUCUUUACAAAAUACGGAUAAAUGUCCAGACUGCCUCUCUAAAGAUGGAUUAAAAUAUUAUAGACUUCAAGAAGAACCAACGACUACAACGACUUCAAAGCCGACUACGACGACGACAACAGUUCAACCAACAACAACUACUACAGAUGCAACUACGAGUACUACAGCACUUCCAACUACAACUACUUCCAAAGCAACAACCACUACAACAGAGAUUCCGACAACUACUACCACAGAAGCACCAACAACUACUACAACGACACAGGCGCCCACAACUACUACUACAACAGAAGUGCCUACGACUACUACUACUACAACACAGGUACCCACAACCACGACAACAACACAAGCUCCGACGACUACUACAACAACACAGGCUCCCACGACAACAACCACACAAGCUCCGACGACUACCCCUACGACACAAGCUCCAACAACUACUACAACGACACAGGCGCCCACGACUACAACCACACAAGCUCCGACGACUACAACAACGACACAAGCGCCAACAACUACUACAACGACACAGGCGCCCACGACCACUACUACAACAGAAGCGCCCACGACCACUACUACAACAGAAGCGCCCACGACCACUACAACAACACAGGCGCCCACGACCACUACAACGACACAGGCGCCCACGACUACUACAACGACACAAGCUCCGACGACUACAACAACGACACAAGCUCCGACGACUACAACAACGACACAAGCUCCGACGACUACAACAACGACACAAGCUCCAACAACUACCACUACCACACAAGCUCCAACAACUACUACAACAACACAGGCGCCCACGACCACUACUACAACUCAGGCGCCCACGACCACUACAACAACACAGGCGCCCACGACUACUACUACGACAAAGGCGCCCACGACUACUACAACGACACAGGCGCCCACGACUACGACACAAGCUCCAACAACUACCACAACGACACAGGCUCCCACAACCACUACUACAACACAAGCUCCUACAACCACUACAACAACUGAAGCACCCACUACUACAACAACUCGAGAACCUACAACAACUACAACAACUAAAGCACCCACUACAACUACGACAACAAUAGCUCCUACAACAACCACCACUACUUUGAAACCAACCACAACUACAGAAGUACCAUGCAUACCCAAGGAAAUACAAUGCCCUGAUGGAAAGCUCUCAGGAUUGCAAAUCGAAGCAGAAAUGUUCAACGCGGUAUGCGAUAAAGCUCCAGAAUGGUCUAUAGGUGAUGAUGACAAACCUCCACCUUAUAAUAAAGUUCUUAACGAAGGUGAAGAUGCUAUAAGUUGCGAUGCUCAAGAACACAUACAAAGUAUGACUAUGUGUUUCGUUAAUAAUAAAGAUGGUAAAUUUACUAUAAAAGAGUUAAAAGUGGAAUGCCAAAAAUUAGAUAGCUUGAAAAGUGAUUCUGACGGAAUGAAAGAUGGUAGUGUCGUUGGCGAAUCUGUAGGAUGUGAGGAGAGACACGUUAUAAAGGGAAUUAACCUUGCUAACAAUGAUUUAGGAUUAAAAAUUGUAUGCAUCGAGAGAAAAGGUCUAGAAGCUCCAAAACUUCCAGCCAUUCCAGACAUUCCACAAAUACCGGGACGUUAA
Centruroides sculpturatus (bark scorpion) is the source of this 1830-nucleotide messenger RNA. RefSeq names its product mucin-2-like. Lineage: Eukaryota; Metazoa; Arthropoda; Arachnida; Scorpiones; Buthidae. The transcript has 5 exons. Bases 1 to 1830 code for a protein of 609 amino acids. The record is from RefSeq and is a predicted model, not a curated record.